AUGCCAAAUCGCUCACAAUCUCUUGCAUCCAACGAAAGCAUGCGACAUUUGGAUAACAGAAGCCUAGACUUGGAUGAUGACGAUCUAAUGGGUAUCCCAGGAGAUCUCGGAAAGUCCAAAUUUAUGUCUCAAUCUACCUCUGAAACAGACGAAUCAGCAUCUGAAAAGCGAGACGAAGUUCAAGAGAUCCGAAAUCGUUCUCGUAAAGAAGAUCGCAUUGUCCGACUUUGGCGUUCUGCCCUCCUCUUGUUGAUUCUAGUGAUCGGAGCGACAGUGUCUGGACUAACAUUCCACUUCUUGCAAGAGGAGGAACACAAGGCUUUGAACCUUGCGUACGACCAGUUCUCGGAUGCCCUCUCUGACGCCGCCAUUCGCCAGCAACAAGAAAUUCUCGAGGGAUUCCGUACCCUUGCCACAAUCAUUUCUGACUACGCUGCUACAAGCAAUCAGACGUGGCCCUUUGUGGAUCUCCCGAAGUUUGAGGCCUAUGCUGAGCAUAUCUUGAAGAUUGCUGGAACCGAAGCCGUUACAUAUUUUCCUAUAGUUACAAAAGGAAACCAAGACGCCUAUUUGAAUUACACUGGUAACAACCACGAGCGUGUAAUCAAAGAAGCACACAUGAUCGAAAACGGAAAUCUGGACGAUUUGAACCCAGUGGGAUAUAAGCCAUUUUUCACUGUCGGUACAAAGGACGGGUUCGUUCCAGAUAUCGAUCGCGAAGUUUACUAUCCGAUGUGGCAGUUUUCGCCACCUAUGUUUACAUAUGGAGCUGUCAAUUGGAACGCGGCCAGUGUUCCUGACUACGCCGAUGUCUUUGAAGCACUCAGAACCUUGAAAUCAGAAUCUCCGAUAUCGAAAGUUCGACCGUAUGUCACAGCCGGACUUUCAUUGUCCAAUGAAGAACAUGCUGCCAUGCACAGUGAGAUUGAAGGAUCUUCGACCGCCUUUCCUCACAGCUUUGUAUUCACUCCAAUUUAUUUGGAAUCGGAGGACACAGACAGUCCAAUUGUUGCUGCCCUUGCCUCAUCAAUGGGUUGGGAUUUCUCGCUCCAACACCUUUUACCAGAAGGCGUGAUUGGGAUCCAUGCAAUCCUGAAGAAUAGCUGCGGCCAAAGCUUUUCAUACGAAAUCAAUGGGCCGGAUGCUUUCUAUCUGGGAGACGAAGAUUUACACCAAACAAAGUACGAUGAAUACGAGCGCUUUGUGAAUCUUGCCCUUUAUACUCAUCCAGACUUCGAGACAACACAAGGACACUGCAUGUACUCGAUGCACUUGUAUCCCGACAACAAGUUUGCAAACUUGUAUCUGACGCCGGUGCCACUUUUGUACACUGUUUGCAUCGCCGGGUCCUUUGCCUUUAUGAUUGCAGUGUUCUUCGUGUACAAUUCGUUUGUCCAUAAACGAAACGAAACCCUGGUAGCGAAUGCAGCGAGAUCAAAUGCUGUCAUCACUUCUCUUUUCCCGGACAACAUUCGCAACAAGAUCAUUGGCGACGAAAGCUGCAGGAAGAACCCACGAAACUUCCACGAGCUCCUUGAUCCAACGAGUGAUCCACUUACUGACUUGUCGCGACCACCGCUUGCCGACUAUUUUGCGACCACGACUGUCAUGUUCGCUGAUAUCUGUGGCUUCACUGCGUGGUCAUCUGUGAGGGAACCAUCGCAAGUAUUCACUUUACUGGAGACUGUCUAUGGUGAAUUUGACCGCCUCACCAAACACAGCAAGGUUUUCAAGGUGGAGACCGUCGGCGAUUGCUAUGUCGCUGCCACCGGAAUUCCAACAUAUCGCAAAGACCACGCCGUGCUGAUGGUAAAGUACGCCCACAAGAUAUCUCGCGCCAUGACCCAUAUGACACAAACGUUGGAAACCACACUUGGACCCGACACUGCAGACCUGUUGCUUCGCAUUGGUAUCCACUCGGGACCCGUUACUGCAGGUGUUAUUCGAGGAGAGAAGGCGAGAUUCCAAUUGUUUGGGGAUACAAUGAACGUGGCAGCUCGAGUUGAAAGCAAGGGGGCUGCAGGUCGAAUUCACGUUUCACAGGACACGGCAGAUCAUCUACGAAAGUGUCACAAGGGUCAUUGGCUAGUCAAACGAGAGGGAACUAUCAUUGCAAAGGGAAAGGGUGAUCUUCAAACGUAUUGGAUUGGCAAAGCAGUCCAGAGUGUUAAAGAGGCUACCGGUACCGGUUCCGAGACAGCGUCUGUGUCAGAGAAGAGCACUAGCAGCUUCGAAGAAACUGCUCCCGCCGCUUUUGGAAACCAUCUUGAUGAUGCUGGCAAUCGCAAAGAUAGGCUCGUCGAUUGGAAUGUGACUGUUUUCACUGACAUUCUCAAGCAGAUUGUUGCAAGAAGGAAUGCCUAUGCUGCUGCUAAGAAAGAUUCGAACGACCUGUCGGCUGUGGAUCUUAGAGUUGUUGAAGAUAUGAAGAAGGACGACCUCAAGCCACUGCACGAUGUCCGAGAGACUAUUUGGCUUCCAGAGUUCGAUCAAACUGUCGAAGACUCGCAGGAAGAUGCGCAUACCAUUGACAUCCCAACCAGUGUCUCAACCGAGUUGCGCGAUUUCAUCAGUACAAUUGCUAGUCUGUACAGAUCCAAUUCAUUCCACAACUUUGAGCAUGCAAGUCACGUUACUAUGAGUGUCAUCAAGUUGCUGUCGAGAAUCAAAGCUCCAACCGACUUCGAAAUGAUGGAAAACGAGAACGAAUCUGACGAUGAUUCCUUCCACGUGAAAGCAAACCUACAUGAUCAUACGUAUGGCAUUACAUCGGAUCCUUUGACUCAAUUUGCCUGUGCAUUUGCUGCUUUGAUCCAUGAUGUAGAUCACGAAGGCGUAACCAAUGCUCAGCUGGUAAAAGAAGGAGCCGUCGUCGCAGCCAAGUACGAGAAUCGCAGUGUGGCCGAACAGAACAGCUUUGUCCUUGCUUGGAACCUGUUCAUGAGCGACCGUUUUGCAACCCUUCGAGAGCACCUUUGUGCCACUCCAGCUGAAAUUAUCCGAUUCCGAGAGUUGGCAGUGAACGCAGUCAUGGCAACAGACAUCGUGGACAAGGACUUGAAGAACUUGCGAAACAAUCGAUGGGACAAGGCAUUCAAGAAUCAAGGUAGCAUCGAGGAACUUGACAAUGAGAGCCGUGAGAGUAUCAAUCGGAAGGCAACGAUUGUGAUCGAGCACCUGAUUCAAGCAUCAGAUGUCAGUCAUACGAUGCAGCAUUGGCAUGUCUACCGAAAGUGGAACGAGCGUCUGUUUCAUGAGAUGCAUGCGGCGUACGUCCAGGGUCGAAGCGACUCGGAUCCUGCUUUGACAUGGUACAAGGGAGAGAUGGGUUUCUUCGACUUUUACAUCAUCCCAUUGGCAAAGAAGCUGGAGAGUUGUGGUGUAUUUGGAAAGUCUAGCGACGAAUUUUUGAACUAUGCCAGAAGCAAUCGCGAAGAAUGGGAAAUUCGUGGAGAGGAGAUUGUGGCAGAGAUGGUGGCAAGUCUGAAUAAGCGUCCUGCAACGAACUCUAAGAAAUGA
Cylindrotheca closterium is the source of this 3519-nucleotide messenger RNA. NCBI's taxonomy places the organism in Eukaryota, Bacillariophyta, Bacillariophyceae, Bacillariales, Bacillariaceae. The record is from the annotation of a GenBank genome assembly.